AUGAGCACUGGAAGGCGUAGAAUUAACACUAACUGUAUUUGUUUAUUAGGUUUUGAUGACUCUUUUGCCUACUUGGCGUGGGUGCUGCUGCCAUUACUCUGCUAUCUCUACUGCCUGCUUCUUUGGUUUAUCGUGUCUAGUGGCUGCUUCUUUAGUCUUUGCCUGCUGGUCUCUGGUGUCGCUCGUUCUUCGGUUUUCUAUAGUGUUGAUGUUGUUGCUGCUGGUGUUGCUGCUGGUGUUGCUGCUGCGAAUUUGGUCUUUCCUGGUCUACUGUCUUUGGUGCUUGCUCGUUCUCUGGUGUCACUCGUUUUUUGGUCUUUCUAUUAUGGUGCUGGUAUUACUGCUGAUGUUGUUGCUACUGCUAAUCUGGUCGCUCCUGGUCUACUCUCUUUGUUGUAUGCUCGUUCUGUGGUCUAUAUCCGGUGA
Messenger RNA from Mucor velutinosus, 426 nucleotides. RefSeq lists its product as uncharacterized. The record is from RefSeq and is a predicted model, not a curated record. The transcript has a single exon. The coding region runs from base 1 to 426 and encodes 141 amino acids. NCBI's taxonomy places the organism in Eukaryota, Fungi, Mucoromycota, Mucoromycetes, Mucorales, Mucoraceae.